GAGAGCUGGUGCACCGACAAGAGGAACGGUGUCAUCAUAGCGGGUUAUUGUGUGGAAGGAACGCUCGCCAAGCAUAUCAUGUCUGAGCCAGAGGAGAUCACCACCAUGUCCGGACAGAAGCUUCCGCUGAAGAUGUCCGUGGACUAUAUCUCCUUCUCUGCUCAUACAGACUACCAGCAGACCAGCGAGUUCAUCCGAGCUCUGAAACCUCCUCAUGUGAUCCUGGUUCAUGGAGAGCAGAAUGAGAUGGCUCGACUGAAAGCUGCUCUGAUAAGAGAGUAUGAGGACAAUGAUGAGGUUCACAUCGAGGUGCACAACCCUCGUAAUACUGAGGCCGUCACGCUGAACUUCAGAGGAGAGAAACUGGCUAAGGUGAUGGGCUCUCUUGCGGAUAAGAAGUGUGUGCAGGCUCAGCGGGUCUCGGGCAUCCUGGUGAAAAAGAACUUCAGUUAUCACAUCCUCGCCCCCUCUGACCUCUCCAAUUACACUGAUCUGGCCAUGAGCACAGUGAAACAGACUCAAGCCAUUCCCUUCACCGGCCCUUUUCCCUUGCUUUUGAGUCAGCUACGGCACCUGACAGGUGAUGUGGAGGAGAUUGAGAUCUCAGAGAAGAGCACGCUGAGAGUCUUUAACAGCAUCACAGUGGUUCAUGAUCAAAACAUGGUCUUGUUGGAGUGGUUUGCCAAUCCUCUGAAUGACAUGUACGCUGAUGCCGUCACCACAGUGGUGCUGGAGGUGCAGUCCAACCCUAAAGCUCAGAAAGUUGUUCAGCCCCAAGAAAAGAAGGUGGAUGUGAAUGUUUUCCAGAACAGAUUACUGAAAAUGUUCCAAGACAUGUUUGGAGAGGAGUGUGUCGACUUUAAAGACAAGAACUGUCUCGCUGUAAGUGUAGAUGGGAAAACUGCCUUCAUCAACCUGGAAACCAGAACCGUGGAGUAUGAGGAGGCCAAUUCUGAAGAUGAUUCUCUCAGAGAAAUGGUGGAGCUCGCUGUACAGAGGCUGUAUGAAGCCAUGAACCCUGUCAUGUGAGAUGGGCUCCUAAUUUCCUUCCAGAACUUUUGUUAUCAGAGUCCAUCUAACUUGAACUACUUCAACCAGACUGAAGACACCAGAUACUGGACUGGCCAAAGCACUUCGAAGCAUUGAAUUUUACAUUAAAAACAAAUGUAAAACAGUUAAAGCUAGAUGUUGAUACAUGUGUGCAGUCAGGACUUAGUUCUUUUUUAUUUCUGCUACAUACAAUAUGUAGUGAUCAUUUAAAAUGUCAUUUAAAAUUUAAGAUCC
Sinocyclocheilus rhinocerous is the source of this 1284-nucleotide messenger RNA. RefSeq names its product cleavage and polyadenylation specificity factor subunit 3. The annotation marks the transcript as partial. Gene Ontology annotation, molecular function: 5'-3' RNA exonuclease activity; RNA endonuclease activity; RNA binding. NCBI's taxonomy places the organism in Eukaryota, Metazoa, Chordata, Actinopteri, Cypriniformes, Cyprinidae. The transcript is spliced from 10 exons. The record is from RefSeq and is a predicted model, not a curated record. Gene Ontology annotation, cellular component: mRNA cleavage and polyadenylation specificity factor complex. Gene Ontology annotation, biological process: mRNA 3'-end processing by stem-loop binding and cleavage.